Molecule: messenger RNA, 640 nt
Organism: Chinchilla lanigera (long-tailed chinchilla)
Lineage: Eukaryota; Metazoa; Chordata; Mammalia; Rodentia; Chinchillidae
Exons: 2
Coding region: 20-628 (202 amino acids)
Source: RefSeq, a predicted model, not a curated record
GUGGCCCAGAAACUUCAUAAUGUUAUCUGGGACCAGGGUUUCUUCCCUCUCUUCCUGCACUGCUAUUAAUGCGUUGCCUCAUGGUGCAAGGUGGCUGCAGAAGUUCCAGCCAUUUCAUUUCUACUCCAGCUGGAAGGAAAAGGGAGCACAUGCCGGUCAGUGCACACUUGUCAGGAGGUUGGAGCUGGGCAAUGACUCGGCACUGGAACGGGAAGAGCACAGAUGCAGGAGCGGCGAUGGCAGACAGAGCCGCCCGCUGUCAGCGCUGGGCUCGAGCACACGGGGUUCAAGCCUGCGGGUGGCCAGGCGGGACGGGCCGCUUGUAACAGAUGUGUCAGUGAGGAGCUCGAGGUUCGUCUUCACCCCAGGGGCUGUGGAGUGGACACGUGCGGGGCAGCGGGCCUGUCCGCGGCGUCUCCGGCCCGGCUCCCGGGUCCCCUUGUCGCAGAGGGAGCCGGGGGUGGGCGCUCACUCCGGCGGCUGUGUGGGGCCCGACUGGACAGACGGUGGCGCGGUGCCCGCAGGGUGCGAGCAGAGCCCCCGCAAGCAUCGGGCUCCUCGGGGUGCCCGGAGGGAGAUGCAGCGACAGAGGCGGCAGUACUUGGAGCCGCCGCUGCGCCCAGGCUGAAACGCUGGCCGC